Molecule: messenger RNA, 3915 nt
Organism: Hydractinia symbiolongicarpus
Lineage: Eukaryota; Metazoa; Cnidaria; Hydrozoa; Anthoathecata; Hydractiniidae
Exons: 6
Coding region: 77-1417 (446 amino acids)
Source: RefSeq, a predicted model, not a curated record
UUACGGUUAGGAAAGAACUUUGACAUUAUCUUAUUUUAGCAAUGAUAGUAUACAACAUAACAUUUAAUCAUACAGGAUGACAGCUUUGGAUGGUGUAAAUUUUUAUAUUUGUUUAACACUUUUGAUAAUGCUGAAGACAGCAAUGUCUGGGUCAGUUGAAGCUAUUAUAAAGAACAUAGAAGCAACUGUUAACUCAACUGCAGAAUUAAGUUGGAGAGUGGAAACUAAUAAGGAUGGAGAAAGGGUAUUUGGUGUGGAGUUGUCCGAAGGUGGUGUGGUAUUAGUAGAUGGAAGGUCUGCAACAGUAAAUGACGCUGGUAAAAACAAAUUUGGUGGUCGAUUAUCAGCAAGCUUUUCAAAUAAUGUGUAUAAAAUGUCCAUUAAGAAAAUCCAAUACAAUGAAGCAAAGUCUUUUACAUUAAUAGCUGCAUUCGAAUUGAAGUCAACUCUAGUUCCUGUAAAUGAUACUGCAACAAUCACAAGUGUUAAAGGUGGUCCUGACCAAUGUGGUAUUUCACUAAACUCAAGCUACACUGUACACGAAGGAAAACAAUUAUCACUCUUGAGCGAAAUUUGUGGAAAUCCCAAACCUAUUUUAACUUGGAAAUUGCAAAACGAAUUAGGGUUUUCAUAUUCUAGCGACUUUAUGCUUAUGGAUACAUUCUCAAUGCGAUACAGAUAUGUUUAUAAAACUCGACGUCUCGUGACACGUGAAGAUUGUGGAACAAAGCUAGCUUUCAAUGCCACUGGUGCGAAUGGUACCAUUCAAGGAUACGCAGUACUUGAUGUAACAUUUUCGCCUCGAAAAAUCCGGAAGGUGAUCUUCUACAAAGAAAAUGAUUGUAUAAAUGGUACAUGGACAAGUGAAGGAACUGGCAAUUGUCCGCUGACUUACCAUAUCCAUUUUAAUGAAGAAAAUAAUAUUUUUAAUACAAGCUACACACAUUACGCUGUAUGCAACAUAUCCAAUGUUUCCAGUGUAGUUAUUUGGGCUUCAUAUAGAAACAAAUAUGGCCAGAGAACAAAAGUAAAUAUUAGUUUAACAACUCCAGCACCAUCUACAAAAGUCACCGAUGCUUGCAAACGUCCUAUAUUGUUAAAAGUGAAAAGUUUGGAUACAAAGAAAUUAUUGGUAACAAUAAUUAUAACGCUGGUUAUCACGCAAAUAGCAAAUAUAGGUAUUUAUGCAGUUGUGAAACUCAGAGGCACUGGAUGCAAUUGCAGAAAUAAACAAAGUGUAAAGAAAGAUGACGAAUAUAAAGACGGCCAAGAUUAUGAAGUAUUUCCUGCAACGGAAUCGCAUUAUACAGGCCUUCAAUUGGAAACAAGAAAAGAAACUACUUAUGCCGACUUAACACAAGCAACUGUUAAUGAAUAUUCCGAAAUUAAAACUGAAAAUCGGUUCAAAAUAGUUUAAGAACAUUUGCUUUUUUUCUAUUAAGGUAUGUUUCAGCAAACAUUAUACAGGCUUCAUGCAGCAUAUAAAUUUAGUGGUUUAUUUCUUUAUAGUCCUUUAAGAGUUUAUAAGUUAUAAAUGGUUUUAUUGUUACAGUAUUACAGUACAGAAACGUUUUUACUUUUGAAAAAAUUCGUAUCGUAAUGUGCAUUUUUAAAUGUUCGAUAUAUAACAGGAAAAACCAUCUGGCUUGUUCACACGUUCAGAUCAUUACGGAAUGGCGAAGAAUUGAAAACUAGCUGUUCGUACGCCAAAUUAAAAUACUUUAGAAAGUGUGGGUUGGAGAGAUGCAGAUGUUGGUGCUUUUCUAACUAGAAAGAUAUGUGUCUAGGGGACAUAGAAGUCCUAAAUCUAAAUUUUCUAUAGAGAAGUUAAAAACCUUGAGGUGUAGAAAACUAACUACAUAAUUUGCGAAAAGUAACACGCAAUUGAUAUGACGUUUUCUUCCAAAGUAAAGAAUUCAUGGGGUUACAUCUAGCAACGUAUUUAACCCUAUUCGGUCCGGCGGUGCGGAUUCCGCUCCCCCUGACGGGUUUUUUAAUCACUCCAUAACGCUGUGCUGUAAGGCGAUGAUACUUACUGAGUUUCAGUAUUUAUCUAUUAGGCACCUGCAUGCCAAAUUUUUAGGUCCCCUGCUUUUCAGAGGCUAUUGGCUAUUACUCGAAACUACCCUGAAAAUCUCCAUGAAACCCUUUUAAUGGGGAAAAUAUAAUAAAUCCUGUUAGAAUUAUCCUUAGAACUCGAAACUUACAGCACAACUUUGUUUCAUCAAAACGAAUCAUUUGCUAUGUUUUGGACAGGUGAUUUGCCCGAUUUCCUGUGUUUUUUCAGAUUUUACCUGAAAAUCGGGAAAAACUAGUUUUCCGGGAAAUUUUUGGCAACUUUUUAUGCGAUCUAUAAAAAAACAGGAAAAUGUUUUAAAUAACUUUUAUGUAGCUUUUAGAAACUUCAAACAGAAUGUAAAAACUAACUAAAGUAAUUAAAUUUGAAGCAGAUGGUGGCAUUUCGAACAAAUUUUAAGCUUUUAAUGACGUCACAGAAAAUGUGCUGACGCAAGCAAGAAUUUAUUACCGCCAUUUUGUUCCUUUUGUGACGUACUAUAAGUGUGUCAAGUUUGAUUUGAUUCAAUUUGAACAAGCCUAUGAAAAGUUAACUUUUAAAGUCAAUCCUAAACUGUACAAUCAAAUCAAAUGUUUUUUUUUUACAUAAUGUUCAUUUAAAAUAUUAGCGUGUAUAUUUCAUUUCACAUCGUUCAGCCCAAUUUCGGCAUAUUGAUUAGAAUCAUCAGUCGUUGUUUUCAAAUCAGCAUAUACACUCGGUUUUAUUGCGUGCAAAUUUAUAUCUGUAUAAUUAGAUAUUGUUGUUCCCAUAACUUCAUAUUCUUCAGCAUUUUUGUUUGCCACGUUUUGAUGUUGUUUCUUUGUUUUAAAAUUCAAGAUGACGAAACCUGUAAAAAAAUAAAAAAAAGAGAAAAAAGACGCUCAAUCAUGGAAUUUUCUUUCUGCACCCUAUUAUAGCUGAAUGCUAUAUAUAACCUACUGAGAUCAAGUUCUGCCUUAUUGGUAAUCAAAAGGGUUUGUGUUUGUUGAAUUAACUAACCAAAAAUUGAAGUGACAUUAGAAUUUGGUGAUUUGAUUGUUGUGUUACAAUUCUUGGUUUUCAGAAACAAACAUAACAUUUGUAUUUAAUUCUAUUUGAAAUCCUUCGGUAUCUUUUACACUUGUACUAAGUUUUAUUAGCUACUUUGAAUACGUAAUGUAAAUCAGCAAGUUGGUAAAUAAUAAUUCUAAAUAAUUCCUACCUUUGCGUAGCAAAAUGCCAAAAAAGAUGACAUUUAAUAUCACUGUAAAGACGAAUGACCCGAUAACUAGGAUAACUAUGAGUUUUAUUGUGAGCUUAGAUUCGUCUAAAGUAAAUUAAUUGAUAACAAAACACACUAUACACUCCUUUACAAAUUUUUUAAGGUUUGUUAACCUGAAUAAGUAUGAGCUCAAACCUUUAAUAAAGUUGGUAAAGUUAAUCUAAUUUACUCUUUGAAUGUAUUGCAUUGUAAUUUUUACCUAACGAAUACCAACAGAUUGUUAUAUUUGUGCAUGACAUUUUAAGUGUUUUUUCAAAAUAUGAGUUAGCCUACGCAUUAUUUAAGCGUCGUACCUUAUAAUAAAAUAUACCUGCACUUAUUUCUUUUGUUUCUGGUGCUGGCGUCGCAGGACUAAUUCUAUCGACUGUUAUAUCCCCAAUUUCUCCUUUGUGGGUUGCCCAAAUACCGACGCUGGUGAUAUUCAGUUGAGUGCACAUGGUAAAAUAUGUAUUUGAGGUGAAGAAAAUUUCACUGUUACCAUCGAACUGCAAUUGAUAACUUAGAAUACAAUUUCCCAUUUUUUCUCUUUGCCAGAGAAUCUUAACGCAGCUAGCAUUGUGUCGAGAUAUUGAUUUAAUAAAAACUGCAGGGGGUUUAA